Molecule: messenger RNA, 672 nt
Organism: Odocoileus virginianus texanus
Lineage: Eukaryota; Metazoa; Chordata; Mammalia; Artiodactyla; Cervidae
Source: RefSeq, a predicted model, not a curated record
ACAGUCAGACUUGUUGGGGCUUAUUCAAGUCAUGAUUGUGGUGUUUGGAGAUGAACCUCCUGUCUUCUCUCGUCCUACUGUUUCAGCAUCCUAUCCACCAUACCAGGCAACAGGGCCACCAAAUACUUAUCAAGUUAGUGGAUUUUUUGGAGGUAUUCUGAGGCCCCACAUCUGCAUGUACAGAUUCCCAACAAAGACUGGCAUUUGGGCUUUCGUUUCUUCCUACAUGCCAGGCAUGCCAAGUGGGAUUUCUGCAUACCCAUCUGGGUACCCUCCCAAUCCCAGUGGUUACACAGGCUGUCCCUACCCACCUGGUGGGCAGUAUCCUGCAACAACAAGUUCCCAGUACCCUUCCCAGCCUCCUGUGACCACUGUUGGUGAGUACCCUUCAAAACUGUGUUUCUACUCAGAAGGAAAUUCAGUCUCCUGUUGUGAAAAGUGCAUUUCACUUUUCUUUUUAUUGAUAAGUUUGACAUGUAACGUUGUGUAAGUUUAAGGAGUGCAGUGUGUUGUUUUGAUAGAUUUAUGUAUUACAAUGUGAUUGCAUUAUAGCAGCACUAAUUACAUAAUUACUGUGCACUGUUAUACUCCGUAUCCAUUAUACAGUGUGUUAGAGCGCUGUGGUUUACUGCUGCUGCUGUUGCUGGUUAGCCACUCAGUCGUGUCUGACUC